AUGGCGAUGAGGAAUCGGAUGGAGAAUAUUUCGAAUGCCAAGUCUAAGCAGACAAUUAUUAGGAAGAAAUGGGUGAUAGUCAACAACAGCAGCAGCAAGUGGUCGAAAAAAGUCCCAGAUGAUAUCAUGCAAUCGGUUCUACAAAGGCUGUCCAUAUUCGAUUAUUUUCGGUGUCGCUCAGUAUGCCGUUCAUGGCGAGACUCUGUUGAUAGGGCAAUUUCCAGCAAAUGGUGUCGUCCUGCUCCUCAACUUCCAUGGCUUUUCAGUUCUCGUUUUCGCAAUUUUUUAAGCUGCUUUGAGUAUGAGCCGAAGUUUUACAAAUUAAAUCUGCCUAGUGAUGAUGCGCAUGAUGAAUAUGUUGGGUCAAUUGAGGGGUGGUUGAUGAGAGUUGAUGGGACUGGAUCCAUAAUUACCUUACUAAAUCCCAUCUCUGGUGGCCGAGUGAUGCUUCCACCAUGCAAACAUGAGCUCACAGCUGCCUCCUUCAUCAGUAAACUUGUAGCCUCUUCAGUACCAGUACCAAGCCCCCCAUCCCUCGCAUGUACAUGUACAUGUAUUGUGGCUUGCCUUUCCACAGGCGUUGAAAAGACGUGGCUGGGUGUCUGUAGACCCACUGAUAAAUCAUGGACCCGAAUUGAUGAGGAGGGCCUCAACUUUGAAUCUAUAGAGUUCAUCGAUGGGAAGCUAUAUGCUGCAACCAAGAACCUAUCCCAGUUUUUAUUAGUGUUUCAGUUUGACACAAAUGAUAAUCAACAACUCCACUACACAGCUCAAAGGUUGGUUGUACUUGACGACACCCCCGGGCUGCCAGAUCGUGAAAGGUUCGACCAUAUAUUUAGGAUAAAAAAGAGUCGUCUUUCCCUUGCAAAAGAUUUCUCUACAUCAAAGGAGUUGAUUAUGAUUACUUUUCCGGACGAUCAUUCUGAGAAUCUGCUUGUAUGUCCACCUAAUUAUGCUGAAGCAUUUCAAGUUUUCAAGCUGGAGUUUAGUAAUAAUAAGACUAAGAAUAAGAAUGGUGCUCCUCCUCCUCCUCCUCGAUGGGUAGAGAUUGUCGGGAUUCGUGAUCGGAUAUUGUUUCUAUGCCAGAAAUGCCAUGAAUUCAAAUACGUGCUCCACAGUGACACUAAUGAUCUACAUGAUAUACAUCUAAGACACUGCAUCGAUUCUGGUUUAUCUUUAUUCACCAGACCAGUCGCCUGGCUCACACCAAAUCCUUGGUAG
This is a messenger RNA of Prunus armeniaca (apricot), 1221 nucleotides long. NCBI's taxonomy places the organism in Eukaryota, Viridiplantae, Streptophyta, Magnoliopsida, Rosales, Rosaceae. The record is from the annotation of a GenBank genome assembly.